AUGGACAUCAAGAGAAAUCAAUGUCAAGGUUGUUAUGGCAUAUUUAAAAAUGAGAAGGGCUUAGCCUUGCACAAGAUGAGAUCAACAGCAUGUCCUUCUUCAUUAUACUAUAAGAGACCACAGAAUAUAAGACUCACUCAUCAAAAUUCUACAUCAUCAUCUCAUAAUAAAAGAUUAACAAGAUCUACUUCAAGGCAUGACUCUUUGCUUCAACCCUUAGAGUUUUAUUCACAGCAUUCUUUAAGCCGCUUAAGCUCUCGAUUGAACUCAAACAUGAAUAUAAAUCCUUCUAAUUCAAGUCAUCAGAGUCAUAUCAGCUUAAAUCCAGACAACACAAGUUCAUUAUCUGAUUCGCAAGAGAUUUUUGAAAAUGCUUUACCUUCUUUUACAAAGGAAAACACCGAAAUAACCUUUGGACAUACCUUUUGCAAGUGUAUAGAGAGUAUUUUUGAUAUCAUUACUUUUAUUAUCAUUUGGUGGUUUGAAACAAUUAGUUUAAAUAACGAUGCUAUUGUAUUUUCUUUUAUGCAGAAAAACCCAUACGUUAUGUUUAUAUUGAAGCUUAUAUUUAUGGCUUCUCAAGUUUUAUUUAUCAUUUUAACUGGAUGGUGUUAUUGUGUUUAUUUGGAUGGAGGAGCGCUUGAUACAAUUGAAUAUUACAUACUUAAAAAAUAA
Messenger RNA from Cokeromyces recurvatus, 675 nucleotides. RefSeq lists its product as uncharacterized. The record is from RefSeq and is a predicted model, not a curated record. Bases 1 to 675 code for a protein of 224 amino acids. The transcript has a single exon. Lineage: Eukaryota; Fungi; Mucoromycota; Mucoromycetes; Mucorales; Mucoraceae.